AUGGGGUCGGGGCGAUUUCCAGGCGUGCAGAUCGGUGCUGGUGGUGCGCCGGGGUCUGUAGCUUUCCCCCGACCCAACAGCGGCGGCGGCGGCGGCGGCGGUGGCGGCGGCGGCGGCAUGGGCGGCAACACGGCGGACGGAAACCGCCGCCAAACCGCAGCGGCAGCAGCGCCAGCGGCCGGAACGACGGCGCCAGCGGCGGCGGCGGCGGGAACCGCGGGCGACCCAAGCCCCGCAGCGGACCUCUCAUUGGACCACGUUCUCGUUCCCGCCAGCUCGUACCGCAACCUGCCAGUCCUGGACCGCCAGCUGGCGGGCUCCGGGCGGCUCAACUCCUUCUCCCUCGCCCAGUUACACGGCGCCACGUGUCAGUUCGCGCUGGAAGGGCUGCUGGGCUCGGGCGGGUUUGGGAGCGUGUUUAAGGGGACCAUGUGGGACGGGCGCAGCGGACGCAAGGUGGAAGUUGCCGUGAAGGUUCUCAACACGGCGGGGCAGCAGGGCGACAGGGAGUGGCAGGCGGAAGUGCAGGUGUUAGCGCGCCUGCAUAACCCGUGCCUCGUCCCCCUACUGGGGGUGUGCGCGGAGGGGGAGCAGCGCCUGCUCGUCUACCCCUUCCUCCCCGGAGGCUCCCUGGAGCGCCGCCUCUUCCCCGCGCUCUUCCUCCCCCCGUCCUCCGCGCCCCCGCCCACUCUCCCCGCGGGGCUCUCCCUCCCCCUGGGCGCAGGGUUACCAGGAGGCGUACCCAGGGCAUCAUCUGGAGGGGAGGAGCAGCGGCCGCUGCAGUGGCUGCACCGCAUCCGCAUCGCCAUUGCUGCCGCUAAGGGGUUGGUCUUCCUGCACGAAGAGAUUGACAAACCGAUCAUCUACCGUGACUUCAAGACGUCCAACAUCCUGCUGGACCGAAACGGCGACGCGCAGCUCUCUGACUUUGGCCUUGCUCGCCUGGGACCACAGGGGGAGCUCUCACACGUCACCACCAGGGUGGUGGGCACGGUGGGGUACGCAGCACCGGAGUACGUGCUAACAGGCCAUCUGUCCAUCCGCAGCGACGUGUGGGGCUUCGGGGUCGUGCUGCUGGAGCUGCUCACAGGCCGCCCUGCACUGGAUAAGACCCGGCCCAAGCCCGAGCAGUCUCUAGUGGACUGGGCAGCACCCUUCCUCUCGUCGCCCUGCAAGCUGUACCGCAUAAUGGACCCCGCUCUAGCGGGGAUGUACAGCGUGCGCGGCGCGCAGCUGACAGCAGCCGUGGCGCGGCAGUGUCUCAGCGCCAAGCCCAAGCUCCGCCCGCUCAUGUCCCACGUGCUCGCUUCCCUGCUGCCUGUUCUAGACCUGCAUGAUAUGGCUGGGUUCACGCUUGAUCAGCCGAUUGGGGGAGGUGGGGGAGGGGGCAGGGAGGAGAGAGAGGCGGGGGAAGGGGUGGGAGGGAGGGGCGCGGGAGGGGGGAGUAGUGGGGGUUGGGUGGGCGGAGGAGUGGGGAGGGCUGGUGGGAGUGGUAGUUGCAUGGGGUUUGGGAGCCGGGGAGGGUUGAGACCAGGGAGUGCAGGAGGGGGAGGGGGCGGAGGGGGAGGAGGAGGGGGCACGGGAGGGAUUGGAGGGAGGCUGGUUCCGGUACUGCGCUUGUGGGGACGGGCGAGGGUGCGGGGGAGGGAUGCAGCAAGAGCAUCAACAGCAGCAGCAGCAGCAGCAGCAGCAGCAGCAGCAGCAGCAGCAGCAGCAGCAGCAGCAGCAGCAGCAGCAGCAGCAGCAGCAGCAGCAGCAGCAGCAGCAGCAGCAGCAGCAGCAGCAGCAGCAGCAGCAGCAGCAGCAGCAGCAGCAGGAGGAGGAGGGGGAGGAGGGGUGGGGGGGAGGAGGAUAGGGCUGGUGGCAUCAGGGGAAGGGGCACUCGCUCGGAGCGUGUCGGUUGGUGCGGGAAUGAGGGGUGGAGCGAGGGGGAUAGUGAGGAGUGCUAGUGGCAAGGAUUGGAAGCAGGGGAAGGAGGAGGAUGGAAAGGAGGGGGUGGGCCGUCAGUGA
Messenger RNA from Closterium sp. Yama58-4, 2010 nucleotides. The record is from the annotation of a GenBank genome assembly. Lineage: Eukaryota; Viridiplantae; Streptophyta; Zygnematophyceae; Desmidiales; Closteriaceae.